CUGCACUUUCAGUUGUAGAGGCUACAAGUAGUUUCAGAUGUGUUCUUAAUCUUUGCGAGAUCCCAAGGGGGUUUAAAGUUGAUCUCUUUGUGCGUCUUAAGAAUGGAUGCAUUUACUGAAGCCCUUAUCAGUCAUGCUGGUUUAAUGUUUUGACGAAGCGUCCAAAAUGAGCUCGGGAAAUUGGCAGGUUUUGUGGUCUCCGAGUCAACAAGAUAAGUUUAUCACGUUUGGGAACGAGAUAUGCCUGUACAAGGUCACUGGAUCACAGGUAAACUUUUAUUUUUAAAGCCUUGCGACAAGAACAUUAGUUAGAUUAGUUAGUUAGUUUUAUUACGGCAAAUGGUAGCUUAAUCUUUCCUCCAAUGUUAAACAAGAAAAAAAAAAUUGUUUUACAUGUCUGGGCAGAUCAGAUCUGCAGUGAGAAGCACUGAGCCUGAGGUUGCAGCUUAUCAAAGCCUGGUAAAAUUCCAGAUGUUCAAGGGGCACUUUCCAUUCAACCAAAAGGUCCAGUUUGAAUUUAAGGCAACUUCCAGUGGUGAAUGGAACAGCAUUUUCCAAAAUUUCCAAAGUGAGGCCAACCUCGCAAGGUGUACCCAAAGUUUUGGGAACUUUUUCCUGAAAGUUUUCUUUCCAUUCAACUUUGCUCCUGGAAUUUCUAGAAUUUUUGGUUGAGUGAUUCGCAUUUCACAAAUUCAACAGUAUCUGUAAUUUCUGGAAACUUGUUUGGGGAAUGUUCGUACCAUUUGCCACUGUUUCCAAAUUUUAGAAAGUUUGGUUGAAUGGAAAGCGCCCAGGGUUUUCUCCUUUUCCUUACUUCCAUAUUUUUCUGAUAUGCUGGGAAAACCCCAGUGGCCAUUGUGAGCUGAACAACACUUUGUCAGGGUAAAAUUUUGGCAUGCGACAUAGUAGGGUGCAAAGAAAGUCAGUUUUACAGCCUGCCAUUUGGGCAAGAUGUAGCUAGCAUGUACUAGCCCAAAAGUCAUUUCAGCUAGCCCCAAAACCCUUCUUGAUUAACAGGAUUGAUUACAAUCGUUCUGUAAUAUUGAAUUUCCCCCCAAAACAGCACUUACCCAGCGGGCAAGUUAAGAACAAAAAAAUAAAGCUGUGUCACUCCAGUUAAAUGGUGGAAAAUACAGUAGACAAUGUAAGGUGAUGCCAUCUGGACCACCAGAAUAUAUCCAUCCUGCUUUCAUUCCGGUAACCGUGCUGAAGUGUUCAAGUGGCAAAAUUUCCAGUCCACUUACCGAGAUUUCCGGAACUGAGCCAGCCCGGCAUUUAAUAUGAACACAUCGAAAAUUUUACAGUGGAUUUAGAGGUUAGGCGAGAUCUCGGAAACCGGGCCAGCCCAGUCAAUUGGGCUCAUGUGAAGAAGCCAUUAGGCAGUGCCUCCAUUUCUCCUCAAUCAAGAGGAAGAUGGAAGGUGUCUCUGCUCACUGGGUGAGGCCAAAGGUGCGCACAUCUUAAAAGUCUUUUUCAUGUAGAUGUUUGAAAAGUUUUGCUCCCAGAAUACUUUUUUAUUGGCUUUAGAUGAACUUACAUUACUGUAUUGUUAUGAGUGCUUGUUAUAUAAAUUCAAAUCUAUAACCUGUUUGGCUUUUCCUUUCAGGAAAGUCCACCCAAGGCUGCCGGUGUAAGGAACCAGGGUACAGUUAGAACAGUUAGUUCAGUAUCUUUAUAAACAUGGAUAUGAUUCAGAGAAAAUAAGACUUUUUGAUAAUAGGCUUUCUACAUUUUAUUGACUUACGAAAGGAAUGAACAUACACUAUCGAAUCGAAUGAACAUACACUAUCGAAGAUAAAUUUAACAUUGAUGCAGGUAAGCAUGUUUUAGCCAUGUGUUUAAACUAGGAAUUAUUUUGAAUGAAUAAUAAAGCAAUUAAUGAAUUCGGCUUUCCUAGGAUAUGAAGAAUUAAGCAGAUCGAGGAGGGUGUUGUCCACAGAGGGUGAAGGCCGAGAUGGAUGGCACCCUCCAAGAUCUGCUUAAUCCUUCAUAUCCUAGGAAAGCCGAAUUCAUUAAUUGCUUUAUUAUUCAUUCAAAAUAAUUCCUAGUUUAAACACAUGGCUAAAACAUGCUUACCUGCAUCAAUGUUAAAUUUAUCUUCGAUAGUGUAUGUUUAGGUUUGUCCAUCUCUGCAAAUAUUCUCCAAAUAGCAGAUGUUGCCUUCCGAGUUGUGUUCUUGCUGUUUUUGCUAUGUUUUUAGCCAUUAUUUCGCCUAGUUCCAGCUGUAGUUCUUACUCUUGAAACAAGUGAAAUGUCCAAAAACAACUCAACCUCGUCCCCAGGUCUUCUUGGUUAAUGGUGCAUUAACCUGUAGAAGGCUGUAUUUUUGACAUCAUUUCCUCGAUAACACAAAAUUCUUCCAAAUUUGGUCAUCAGUAACUGGUUAUGGUGAAUUAUGCAUGUGCUUUUAGCCAAUCUCAACUGGGGGAAAAUUUUGAAUGAAUAAUAAUUUAUAAUUAAUUGAUUUAUUACGUUUAUAAAAUUAUUUUAUUUAUUUACUUAUAAUUUAUUUAUGUUGAUCGAACCUUUGACAUUCACAUUCACAGCAAAAAUUUCUAAUGAUUAUUUUCAAAUUAUAACGAGCCCACAAUUCUACUACUUGGAACAAACUCCAGUAACAUAUGUGAUUUGCUAUUUCAGUGAUUCAACUGUCUGAUGACACUUAUGCUUCACUGGUAUCUGUUUUGACUGACAUACAAUAUCUAAAGGUAACAACAUUUUGUUUAUUACCGUACUGUCUCAGUUACCAGGGUAUUUAAUCCCAUAAUGAUCCUCAAUUUACCUUUCUGGUCACAUGUGUUAUCUUGCCCUGGUGAUUAUUAUGUGAUUCUUGACUUGUUGAUUAUCACUAAAAAGGUGUCAACUAACCCGAGGACAUUGUGCCUUAAACUCCCAGUAUCCCCAUACAAAUUCUCUUGACUGAUCCCAUACAUUUCCUUAAAGAAUAGUAGAGAGAAUAGGCCUUUUUGGUAAACACGAAAACAGUUCACUUUUGAAAAAUGUCAUAACCUUUUGUUGGUUUAAUUCAUAGCAGGCACUUUGAGCCCUUAAAUGCAUAAGGGAAAGAUUUGACGACAGUUUGAAAAUUUCAAAACUUACAAGGAUUUGAAUGGAAAACCAUUCAAGCAUGACUAGGUGGCAAGAGUUGUUAUUCUCAUACAAAUCCAUCUAAUUUUCAGUGGCUGUUACAAUCACUACUUUUGAGAUAUAUGGCUAAAAAUUUACAGGUUACCUAAUAAUAUUCUCUUUCAGCUCAUGCUAACAAAUUCAAAAGCAAACUGUUCUCGUGUUGACCGAAAGUUAAUCACAUGAUCAACUAAUGCAAAAGAUCUAUUUGAUUGAAGGUGAUAGCUCUUACCUUUUGGGAUCAUUUCAUUAAUUCUCAUAACUUUUCCUCUUGAUUUUGUAUGGAUAUUGAUAGGAGAAAAUUGAUGUUGGUCACUCUUGGAACUUUCCUGGCCUUGGCAAAGCCCCUGAAACUCAAGUCAAAUAUGAAACCAUGAACCCAUUCACCCUUGAGCUGCCCGUAACCACCCCCUUGCUGAUGCAUGCUCCUUCUACAGGGUUGUCAAAAGUAGCCGGCUGCCUGUGAAAAUCGCGGCCUUCUUGGUUAGUAUCAGCCGGCUACUCUGCUUGGCAUUUCUUUACGGACAACGUUUUUCAAUUAAAAUCCCUGUACUGGCUGUUUACUUUGACACCUCAGCCAUCUACUUCAAAACUUUCUGAUAACCCUGCUUCUACUGCUUGUGACAUCAUCAGUUGUAAUGGUCAAGGACAACUUUGUCAUCUAACUUGUGCAGAGUGAAGAUCUUUCAAUCAUAUCAGAAUGAGCACAAUUCAGUCAAGGACACCUAAAAUCUUGUUUCACUAUGCUCCUACCUUUCCUUUCAUCUAAUCCCAAGAUCCUAAAAGCUUUCAUAAAGGCUUUUCCUGCCAAAAUGAAGCCUACUAAAUGCCCAUCAUUUUCUUGAUUCAAAAAUGCAAAAAAAGAAGGAGUGAGAAAAAGCAAAAAAUAAAAGUCAAGACUGCUGUCAGUGUCACUUUUAAACCCCAAAUUUUGCUUUCUGUGUGUGCCUGAACUUCGUAAGCUAAUAUCUAGUUUGCAUCUGGAUCAAAAGCCUGGGAAGUGUACUACCUGUAAAUGGCUUUAUGGUAAGUUUUAGCUCUUCGUAGCACAACAGUGAUCAGAAAACUGCUCGACUAGCUUCAAAACGAGUUUUUUGGCAAAAUCUCCAGGGACGAAGGAGUUUAAAUCUCUGCUUAUAAACUGGUAAAAAUCUGAAAUGGCUACAUUUAUUACUGUAGAUGUUUUCAGAGCAAUUAUGACGUCCAUUAAUUCCUUUGUAACAGUGUGUUGCAUGGUACCCAAGUUCAGAGCCAGAGAAUUUAAUAGCUGUUGGUCAGGCAAAUGGCAGAGUACUGGUUACAUGGUAAGAAACUGUCAAUGUGUUAUUAUGCAAAAGGGUAUGAUCUAUUUUUUGUCAAGAAAUGGAAAGGAGUUGCCUUGAUUUUAUCAGUUUGCAUCCUGGUAUGUUUUUAUUGUCCUCUCCGAUAUUUGUAAUUACAACGUAUUUUGUUAUUGAUAGGAAAGUUAUUUUGCUCUUAUCUUUCCUAUAUGAGAUCUAUGGAAUUAUUGCUUUCCCACUUCAAAACUUUAAUACAGAUUUCCUCAUUGUUUUUCAGCAUUGGGAGUGAAAACAAUACCUCAAACUUUGGAAUUUCCAGAGAAUUUGGUAAUGAGAAUUUAGUUAAGAGAAUAGUUUUUUAAUGGUUACUUGAUUUUUAUUCUUCUUUGAAUAGUUAUUAUUUUAUAAUUAUCAUUAUACACAAUAAUAUCAUUGAAACAGUUAAGCUCAUAGAAUAAUAAUAUUUUAUUCUCUUACUCCAAGUUCCCAGGCAUUCACGACAAUGUAACAGUCUUGCUUGGAAUCCAGUAAAAAAUAAUUUGGUGAGUCCAAUAAUUUGUCUUCUCCUUGUCCCUUGUCCAACAUGAUAAUGCCAUCUUUGACUGGCCAAAUUAGACAAUAAUGUGCUACAACUAUUUAAGUCCACUCUGAGGCCUAUUUUGUACCAAAAUGAGUGUGUGAUCUUGGUUUGCUUAAUACUUUUGCAAGAUUAAUUUUGUAUCGGAAUGAAGUUCUCACUUCAACGCAGCAACUGGGAUUAACUGCACUAUUACAUGUAUGGCUUCUUCUGUUGUGAUAUUUUCUGGUGUCAUCAAUAUAUAAAUGAUGCACAGCCAUAGAAAGAACUGGGGUAAACUUUGGCAUGUCGGUAUGAAUAUCUACCCCUGUGUCAAUGAUGUAAACACCCAAUAUUAUUAUUGGUGGUUCCAACAGUGUGAAGAGUGGACUGUGGUAAAAUUGCAAAAUGAAAUGUGUUUUGAGCAGUAGUGUGGAGAAUGUAUUUUCCAUUAUUUCUUGAGAAAGGCUUAGAAAGAAAAAUAAUGUAGGGGUGCGUAAAAUAAGGCCCUAAAUGACUCUUCAUCUAAUACCAAAUUCUCACAACUACAGCAAUUUUUUGGCUGUUGACUAAAAGUACACUUCACACACAAUCUCUUUUUUGGGGGGUUGCAUUGAUUUUUAAAGCUAUGAUAACUAGGUAUCAACUUUUAUACUUCUUGCUCUAUUUUAGCUGGCUGCAGGAUUGGACAAAGUCAGGAAUGAUGUUUCUCUUCUUGUUUGGGACAUAAAAAUUCAACUUAGUAAGUAAAGAAAUGUUUUUCUCCAGGUUUAGGCAUGAUUUUCUCAAAAGAUGGUUAAUAACUUUAACAAAAUUAGGUUAGCAUUAGUUUCCCUUCAAGUAACUGGGCCCAGUGAGACAAAUAAUACAGAUGUAUAGUUAUUCCUUUUAGUAGUAGAGAAUGAACGUCAAAUAGGAAGGGCUGAAAGGUAAUACAUGCAGGGCAUGGACUUCGGUAUAAUGCAGAGGCCAUGGGUUUGAAUCCCAUUGAAGUGCCAAAAUUUUUUUCGGGUUUAUUUGCAAUUUCUUAACUUGCAAUUACCACUGCAAUGAUCAUAUCUGUUUUUAAACUUUGUAUUUUCUGCAUUUCACAUCAUCUUCAUGUUUCAUUCCUUUUACGGGUUAAGGUGAACUCAACAAAUUGGCCUUCUCCCAAUGUAUGGGUCUUCAUAGCUCAAUUGGUAGAGCACUGCAGCGCUAACUCAGAGGCCAUGGUUUGAAUCCCGUUGAAGUUCCCAAAUUUUUUUCUGGUUUAUUUGCAAUAGGCCUCUUGCACUUAGAGGUAAUGACCAAUGCUUCCUUUAAACAAUGACUUGGAAUCCUGUUGAUGACAAAAAUUGACAGAGCGCAUAAAAGUUAUGUUACACCCGAAAUUUGAGAAGAAAUGCAUUUAAGGGAGAUAUUUUAUGGCACUUUGAUUUUUCAACAAAGUAUUAUGAUAUUUGCUGCCAUGUUGGAGGGCAUACUCGAUCUUGCCCUCCAACAUAGCUGCCAAAACUACUUUUUGCUUGUAUCUUGUUAAACAUUUUGAUAGUUCCCCUCAGAUGUGCUGUAAACAUUACCACAUCAUCUUUUCAACAAUUUUCUUGAAGUUAAAGUGUAAAAUUUCUGUUCAGAAAGAGGUAACUCAUAGUUUCAAAAAUCACAUUUUGGUCACGUGACCAGCUACAAACUCACUCAUUUUAAGAAAAUGGGGAGGGUUUGAAAAACUAAAUCACUAUUAUUUUGUUUAAGAUAUGACCCACUAAUAGUUUUUUGAAGGCAAAAUCAUAUAACUUUCAUUUUCAUAAAAAUGAUGUCACCUGACCUCUUAGUGCAAAUGCCCUAUAUUUGCUUAAAUUGCAAUUACCACUGUGACAAUCAUAUCUUCAUUUAAAAUUUGAAAGUGGUAUUGUGAAAAAAAAAUAGGCCUAGGCCCAGACCCUAAAUCACCAAGUUCAGAGAUUUGUUAUACAAAUAUGAAAAUAUAUACGGUUGUUUUCUGUUUGUUUUUAGGUGUUAGGGACAGUGGGAAUCAAGAGAAAAGGUCAGGAUAUGCACACUAAUUUGUGUAACGAGAUCAUUAUUGUUAUGUGGAGGAAAACUUGUUAUUAAUAACUUGUUAAUUAAUUAGCUGCCACCCUCAGGGAAAUAGAAAGUGGCCGCUUAAUAGGGGUUGGCCUCUUAAUAUGGGUUUGUCAGGAAUUGUUCUAAAACAUUAUUAACAAUGAAUGAGGCUGAGUAUCUUAUGAAGAAUUAUAUGAAGAUGGAGGAGGGUGUUAUCCAUCCAGGCCAUAGGCAGAGGCCUCCGAGAUCUUCAUAAUGCUCCAUAUGAUAUGAAAGCCGAAUUCAAUAAUUGGGCUAAAACAUGGUUACCUCCAUCAAUCCAUCAAUUUUCAGUUCAUCUUCAAUAGUGCACGUUUGGGUUUGUCCAGCUGCGCAAAUAUUCUCCAAACAGCAGAUGUCGCGCUCCGAGUUGUCUUCUUGCUGUUUUUGCUAUGUUUUGAACUAUUAUUUCGCCUAGUUCCAGCUGUAGUUCUUACUCUUGAAAUGAGUGAUAGUGUCGGCCAUUUUUGUUUUCACAAACAAAACAACUCAACCUCGUCACCAGUUCUUCUCAGUUAACGGUUCAUUAACCUGUAGAAGGCUGAAUUUUUGAUGUCAUUUCCUUGUUAAACACAAAAUUCUUCCAAAUUUGGUCAUCAGUAACUGGUUAUGGUGAAUUAAACGUGUGCUUUUAGCCAAUCAGAAUCGGGGAAAUAUUUUGAAUGAGUAAUAAAGGCUUUUAACAUCUGUUGCACGUAAUAAAAUGUUUAAAAUUCGCACAAAACCAAUUUUAAGAGAAUCCUGCCAAAAGGUCUCAACAUGAGCUAGGUAAAGUUAUGCUUUGCAUUAAUAUUUUGAGUAUUUUUACAGUCAGUUUAAUAUUGCUUAGUAAACAUGUAAUAUUAAUCACGUAAAGAGAACAGUAAACUUGAGUUUAAAUGUAUUUUAUCAUUCAACACUUUCUAUUUCGGAUUGCUUUUUGUCAUUGCCUUAUCAAAAACAACCAAACCAUGCAUAUUGAAGUUUGGAUGAUGGCAUUUUGUUAACAGGGGUUGCUGCUAAUAAAAGUACUAAACCAUUCAGAAAAAAAACUUUUUGAGGCUAUCGUGGUUUUCUGGUCACUGUCGUGCUAUAAAGACCACAAACCAGUUUACAGGUUGUACACUUGGCGGCCUUCUGAUCCAGAUGCAAAAUAUCAGCUUGCGAUGGUUCGGGCAUGGGCAAAAAAUUUGUAGAUGGCAUUUUGUUAACAGGGGCAUUUAGCUGCAUUUUGGAUUUUUAGGAUUUUUUAUAAAAAAGUAUUAAACUUUUCAUGGAAAAUAAAUUUUUCUCUCUGCACAAUUUUGAUAAAACUGAUGGCCACAAAGGGUAGAAAGGACCUAUAAGGGGUGGCUGGUUAAUAGGGGUUCAACUGCAUGUCUUUUGUGGCUGGUUCUGGUCAGGGAAACUGUAUUUUUCCUUAUUUUGGGUUAGAGCUGAUCAAAACUCUCUUACUUUAUUUUAAUAUCGUAGUAGACAUUUAUUGUACCCUUUCAAAUUUUUCAGACAUUCUGGAGUUCCUGGUGGUAAACAGUCUCCUGUCACAGUAGGGGCAGGUUAUCAGGGUGAUCCAUCAGCAAUGGCCAACAGGCCUCUUGCGGAACUGUGUAAGCUUCUAUUGCUAUUUGAGUAAAACAAACAAAAUACAUUUGUAAAAAAUUUUCUUUGAAAAGAGUGAAGAACACAAAAGUUGCAAAUUAAUGAAAUGAGUGACACUUAAAUGGCUUGUAUGUAGCUGCAAAUCACCUUAAUAUGUGAUUUUAAAGAAACUGAUUUUAACAAGUGCAAUUUACAUUGACCCAACUUUAUUAGGAGUGGGGCUUGUAUGAGACACCACCCAUCUAAUGAACACUUCAUCUUACAGCACAGCUUGUACUUUUGAGUUAUGGCUGAAUGUGGGAGGUUUCUAAGCACAAAAGAAGCGUAAGGGUCGCCAAGUUCGACUCUAGAAAUGAUGUGUACUGCUAUGAGGGUACAUUAGCUUUUGUCAGCAUUCACCCAUUACUGGCAAAUAGUUGAUGGGUAAUUGACUGAUCAGAGUACAUGUUAUUAUUCAUUCUUAUCAUUUGUUUCCCAGUAACGUAAGUUCUUUUAUUUGUCUGCAGCUACAUCUGAUCCUACUCUUUCCAUGGCGUGGUCUUUGCAUGACCACAACAUGUUGAUAUGUGGACAAGCACAAAAGUUUCUUAGAGUCUUUGACAUAAGAGGUAAGUACCUUCACUGUAUCUUUGACCCCAGGUGUACAUGUCACUCCUAAUUUCGCUUUCUAAUUAGAAACUGAAAACUAGUACAACAUGUUACAAGAGGUGGCAGUUGGGGGUUAUGUUUUACUGUAAAAUUCCGAAAAUAAGCCGCGGGGCUUAUAUUUUUCAAAGGCCCUUUUUGAGGGGCUUAUGUAUGGAGGGAAAUAUGCAUUUCAAAAUCGAUUGGGCUAGCUUGUAGUGGGAAGGAAAUUUACCAUUUUUGCUUUGUUUUACUUUGUAUUCGAGAGUAAAUUCCAAGUACAAACGCCCCGGGGAGCUUAUAUUCAGAGGGGCGAUUUAACGGAGGGUUUUUUGCGUUACGAUUCUGGGGGGCUUAUAUUUGGAGGGGCUUAUACAUGGAAGGGGCUUAUUUUCAGAAUUUUACGGUAUGUAAUUAAUGGCCAACCAUAGUAUCAUAUUUAGUUCUCAGACUGACAGGAAUUAUAGCGGUUUUUGCCCCCUCCCUUUUUCUUCAUUUGAGUUUAUCCCUUGACUUAACUUUCAUAAUUAUAUAAUACAGUGACAAACCUAACAGUGAAUAAAAACUAACCAUUUUGAGUCAGUGCUGGAACCCAUAUCAGUAUGGUCAGUGCUUUGCCCUAAUCACAAUAUAAUUAUUUUGGGGGUCAAACUGCGACUGGGCAAACACGAAGGGGGCAAAACUUAGGGCGAAACUGGCUGUUUGCAUAGACAGCUGUUGGCAUAUUGUGACAUAUCACAUUGACACAUUCUGGGAGUCUCAGCUAUAAUAAUAUUAUUUUCCUCUUAUCUGUAGAAUAUUAUAAGAGUUAGUGAUCAGUUUUAAGGUUGUGGCUGUCAAGAGAAUAAAAAAAAGAAAACAGAAAUUCAGCACAUGAUGACUCAUUCACAUACAGUGUACAUAGAGAAAAUUUGCACUCAGCUCAGAACAAAUUAAAAGCAGUUCCAAUGAGUGCAGUUUUAGGUAGCAGCUAGACACUUCACUUAGCUGAGUUCUCGUUGUGGUAGAGUUAAGGCACUGGUAAUAAUCGUGUCCCACGUCCAAUUCCGUAUAAUGAUAAGAAAAUCCACUAAAAAUUCAAAGUUUGUGAAUUUUUCCAAGAGUUGAAAUUUGUAUUCAGUGUAACAGUGUCUGUUUGUUGCAGAUGCAACACGUCCUCACAAUGCAACAGUUACCAAGGCAGUGAAUGGUGUUUGUGUUGAUCCUCAUUUUGAGCACAGAAUUGCUUCAUUUUCAGAGGUUAGCGGACAAGGGGUACUUUCCACAUACUUCCCCAAAAAGUCUGAAAAUCUGAUAGUGUGAAUUAUCGAUACAUUAAUUUUCUUGGAAGGCUACUGCAAAUAAGAAAAAGAAUUGGUUUAUCCCAGAUUCAGCCAAAAAGUUCUAAAAAUUCCCGCAAAAUAUUAAAAGGAAUACAUGUCCAAAAGUUAAAAAAAAAAAACAGUUAAACUAGCCUCAUGGGAGGUGUCCUUUUCUCAUUUUAGGAAAGUUUAGACCCCCCCCCGACCUUGCUAAAAAAACUUCCAUUUGUUAUUAUGUGAUUUUUUUGUUGAACAAUCAUAAUUUUUAGUGCUUCAGAAGAGCACUUGGUGAUAUCCCAGUCUGCUUGAUGGAAAUUGCUGUGUCUUUCCAGAAGAGUUGUGGUUGAAUAACAAUAUAUUUUUUGAAAUUUUGUUAUAAAGUUGAAGCUCCCUCAGUUGACACUCUGAGUAAGUGGACAGCUGACAGUAUUUAAGAUGACCUUGACUUCAUUUGAACUCCCAUACAAACUCUGCGAACUAAACAUCCCCUUUUUCCUAAAGGUGAUGUCAUUUGAAAUGAGAUGCAUAAUUAAAGGAGCUGUGUCAUGAAAUUCAGCCAAAUUAGAAAAUUACAAAACGCCCGUUAAAUGAAGAUAAACAUAAAAAUGACCGCUUAAAACUUUAAAGGAAGGUUAAAAUAACAUAACAGAGACAACAGAUGCCACGGAUGGGCAAAACUGAAGAAGUUCGAAAUGGAUUGAAAUUAGGGUUUUUGAAAACUGUUCAGCCUAACAAUUUUUCAAAGUUGAUCCCUGGGGCUUGCAACUUCAAAAAUAAUGCUCAGGAGACAUAUUUGUUUGUCUCGGAUCUAUGAUUUGUCAUUAACAUGUAAUUUCUUUACUUACUUUAAGUUCCAUAGCAAUUGAGGGGGAAUAAUAUGCAAAAUUAAACAAAAUGAACAGGACUGCCGUGACACAGCCCCUUUAAUUUUUAAGGCAGCAAUGAUGGAACAACAUUGUAACAAACAAUUCUGCAAUGCUGUUAUUUGCUGAAAAUCAUUGUACGACUCGAUUGUCUUAUGUAACAUCACCUUUAGGCUGCAAGUGGCUGCUUUCCAGGGUCAUUCCCUUGAGCAGUCAGUUUCAGCUAUGGAAUUUUCUUUAUGGGAGCUUUAACUGUAUGAAGGAAUACUGGUGUUUAACAUCAACCCCUUAGCAUUAUAGUGAUAUCCACAUACAGUUGGACCUCUCCACAGCGGCCACCUUGGGGACAGAAGAAAGUGGUCAUUGUGGAGAGGUGGCCGUUAUGGGGAGGUAGGGGUGCAAUAUGACAAUUUAUUUUAGGGGUGUACAACAUGUUUAUUGUGCCAAUUUUCAUGCCUACUGUGUUCCAUAAUGGUAAUCCAAGCACAAAAAUGAUAUAUAGAGCUAAAAUACACAAAAAUAAUUUGAAUCAAAUCGCUAACCUGACCAAACGAGCUAGGCUCCCAACAUUUGUUUUAAGUAUUGUAGACAAUUUCAUGGUUAAUGCAGCAGUAUUAAAUGGAACACAAUCAAAAUGGUUGUGGCAAUCAUCCAUGUGCCACUCUGAUCGAUCAAAUUUCAUGACCAUCAUCAGUCACUGAAAAAAACUGGCCAUUGUCAAGAGGUUACUUUGGCAGUUGGGGACGUGCUGUAGUGGCAUCUGCAGUUGUGGAGAGGUGGCUGAUAGUGGAAGUUUGACUGUACCAAUUCUCUAGACUGAUCUCCAUAUGUUUCUUUAAAAAUUAGUUGAGAGAAUUUGUAAAAAUAUUUUCUCAUUUUAUUAAUUCUCAUGACUUUUUCCGUAAAUCAUUGUGUUAAUAUUGUUAAGAGAAAGUUGAUGUGGGUUAUUCUUGGGAUAUAAAGGUUAAAUAUGCUUUUCUCUUGAUGUUCGCAGGGGCCCCCUGGUGUAAUGUGCAUCUGGGAUGACAGGUAUUUUGAAAAACCAGUAUCCUUAUCAAUUUUGUCCAAUCAAAAUUAUUUCUACUCAUGUAUGACGUUUUAACUAGUUAAAGUUAUUUUUAUUCUUAACUUUCUCCAUAUUAUUAUAAUUUCAUCUGUUCUUUAACCCUCUGAAUAACAAGGACGUAUAUAUACGCGCCAAAAGACAAGUCCCUGCUACCAAGGAUGUUUAUAUACGUCCUCUCCUCACCAUAGUUUUCCGGUUGCUCGGCGUUUUCAUCUGCGGUUGUUUGAAAGGGUCUGAGAAAGAAGAAUGUUAAUUGCUGAUCUGAAUGUUUUAAAGGAAGUUAUUGACAGUUACAUCACAAGUUUAUGUUGUGUUGUGAAGUACUGAAAGAAGCUGCCGUGGUAGUUGUGACUCCCUUGCCAGAUGACUUACAUUUUCACUGUAUUUACUUGUUUAAGGCAAAAACGCAACAGAAGCAACAUUACUGGUCUACAGUAAUGGUUGUUACCUUCCAUCAUUCUCAAAAUGUAUUUUUGUUCAUCAAAUUUAAUAGAAGUGACAACAAUAGGAGAACGCUUAUUGGGAUGGCCAAAAGCUGGCUGCAGCCGUUUGAUGAUAGAGGUGGAUGCUUAAUUUACUAUUUCAGGACUUACUGACUGAUUACUGGCUGCCUAAUAGUUGGCUGCUAAAUGGAUAUUCAACUGUAUUGAAAUUCCUUAACCUUGUUUAGCUGAUGAUAAUGAAUCAGCUGAAUCCUGUGACUGCAAUUGCCUGGAGUCCAACACGGUCUGGUUUAUUAGCAACAAUUGGUAAAGAAAGUCCCAUUGUUCAGCUCUAUGACAUUCAACAUGCUUCAGUUGGUAAGAUGGCAGAUAUUUUGGAGUUUUCACCCUUUGUUGUCAAAUUUGACAAGUUGUGCACUAUCUUGUGUUCUGUAUUAGGAUGGACCAUUUUAAGUGUUUAGUCUUUUUUUUAACAUUCUGUUUAAAAAAAUGUGUGGUUAAUUUUGAAUAAUAGGAUUGCCCACAAUUGGUUAUUUUUUACUAACCUGAAUACAUUUAACUUAGUUUUCUUUUCAUGUGAACUCACUUUCCUCUACAAUUAUUAUUACUGGGUAUAGUUCUACUUAGUUGUAACCAUUUGAGUCAAUACGUAUUUCGCUCUUACUAAUAUUGCUUGCUAAUCUGUUCUUUUCAGUUUUUUCCUUUUACCCAGUUACUCUGUUUGUAGUAGUUUUAAAAGAUCACUUAAGACGUACUUGUUUACUAAAUUCAGUAAAAAUGGAUCAUUCUUUUUAUAGAUUUGUAUAUAUUGCCUUAGUUUUAAUUUUUCCCCUUUUUUUAUCAUUAUGAAUAUGGUUUAAUAGUUGCUUUAGUUUUAAUUUUUUCCUUUUUUAUCCAUUGUAAAUGUAAUAGGAUAUGGUUGUAAAUUUGUAAAUAUUUUUCAAUAAUGACUGUAAAGCGCCUUGAACAUAGGAUAAGAGCGCUAUAGAAAUAAAGUUAUUAUUAUUAUUAGUACUUGCAUUUAAAAGUAUGAUUUUAAUACUCACCUUGAUUUAUGACCAAAGCUCACUUUUCAUGGGUAGUGUAUCUUAAAGCUAUUCAUUCUUGUAUAAUUAUUUAUCAAAAUAAAUGAAAUGAAACUGGUUGAUCAACCUGGUUAAAUUGGUUGAAAGUGAUGGGUAGAAUGUAUCCACAGAUAUGUACAAGUAGGCUUGGUUGUCAAAUAUUGUGUCAAGCCAUUCUACUGUAAUUUCCACAUAUCUUAAUUUCAUCCUGCAUUUCAGAAUGAUUGAGUGGUUUUUCUGUGAUGAGAACUAUUGUCUAAACUUGUUUUCUGUUAUCACCAUAGGGUCUCCGGCUUACGGAGUUGUUUACGAAACAGAACCAUCAUUUAUAGAAAGAAGUGUACAGCGUAAGUAAUUUUUAACCCUCUCCUGUUCUUGCUUGGUUUCAGUCACCUUUGAUAAAGAAGUUUUCCUACUGAUCUUAAAGGAAAGUGUGCUAUAAGAUGCAUCAAUGUUGCCUAGAAGUCAACUUCAAUUUUGACUUAACUUUAACUAGGAAACGCUUUGCAAUUAGCAAAGGAGGCCAAUUCUAAAGAGAUGAAGGAUUGGGAAGGAAAUAUUUUUUUAGAAUAUGAAAACCUAAACUUUCGAAAAAUUUUUCAGUUAUGCUGUUUAUAAGUGUAAUGAAACUAUUUAAGGUUGUCUUAUUAACUAAAGACAAAUAGUUUCAAAGAUAAGAAAAAUAAUAAAUUGUCUUAAGUUGUACUGUUAUUGUGUAUCGGGCAAAUCCUUUCCUUGUCCUGUAAUUGAUUCAAUUGAAAAGUAUUCCUUUGUUGAGUAGAUGAAGGUCAAAGCAAGGGAAAAGGUAUUAAUUUUAACGCAAAAAUUCCUGCAACCUGUAGUGCGCGUGUAAAAGCAAAACAGCCUUAACUUAUUUUGAAAUGUUCUUACUGUUCGUUGUUUCACUUAUCAUGGUUUUUUUAGCCUCACGAGCUGCUGUAUCAUCUUUUUCAUGGCAUCCUACUCAAGAAAACCACAUGCUCACAAUAUCUCCCUCAGGUGAGUGUUUUGAGAAGCUGUCCGUAGUAUAGAGGGUGUGACUAGAGUGAUGCGCAAUGACAGGGGCUAGUGGUGCUACCAUUUAGCUACUACAUUUGAUUGACAAGUUGUCUGACAGGCAAGCAACAUUUGCAAGUAACUGUUAGUGAAAAAAGGGGGUUGGUAGACCUGCACAACUGCUCUGGGCUUGUACACUUCACACACUUUAUUAUGUAUUCUCAAUUAUUUAUUAUCAUUUUUCAGGACACAUACAAGAUUGUACAAUUUUUGAAAGAAUAUCAGUUGUGAGUAUUGCUCCUGUGAAUUAAAAUAAAACUUCCAUAAUUUUGGAAAAAGACUGGAAGAGCAAGAACCACAAAGUAACAUCCCCUUUGUACCAGAGACCAUCAUUUGCAUCUUCUAGUUUUGGCCAUGUCUUUGUAGUAACCCCUUAUUUAGCCUUUCAUUUAUUUGAAGAUGUGCUAAGACUGCAGCCAGUCCUCGAAACAUCCCACAGUAUGUGAGAGUCAGAGAAGACCUUUGGUGAGGCCUUCGAAGGGGUAAAAGUGAUGGGCCAUGUGAGCCUGAAAACUGACAACAUGGGAUUUUCUUAGCUUCAAAUGACUGUAAUGAGCAACUAAAAAACAGCCAGCCGUGAACUUCACCAAUCAAUCAAACUUCACCAAUUGAAAAAAAUUUGUUUCGAUUGGUGAUCUUUGAUACAAUCAGAUAAUUUUUCAGUACAUUGAAUUAACUACGAGUUUCUUAAUUUUCCUUAUGACCUAUCACUGAUCCCUAUUUUCUUUGAUUAGUGCAUGACAAACACGGAAGAAAGUGUUAAAAUUGUAAUAGAAACAGUCAGCUGUUGGUUAGGCAACACAGCUGGAAAGCCUAUUUGGUAGCCACGCUACCACAAAAAUUUGUUGAAUUAAUUGUUUGGAUCGAAAAUAAUUUAAAUGCCUUCGUUUUUCCUGUUUUAAUUACAGGCAUGGGCACCCAGCUCACAUCUCACAUGGGGAUGUGGAAAACAUUUACUGGAAUGUUCCCAACAGGUUAGUGUAGUAGCUAGGUAGGUAGGUAGGUAGGUAGGUAGUUAGAAACACGCUAGCCCCAACAACACUUGGCAUGUUUCCAUGGAAAGCAUGUUAACACAUAUAAAUACCUUAAAUAAAUUCCUAAACUAAUACUAAAAUUUCUUUUGCUAAAACUACCAUUGCUAUUCAUGUAAGUCAUAUAAAAAGUUUUAAAUGAAGAGAUUGACCCUAUAAAGUCCUUCUUGAGAAUUAGUAAUGUUAAUAAUAUACAGGGAUGAGCACUGAAUUUGAACUGAAGUGACAAAAAAGGAAAGACAAAGAAUUAACACAGUUGUUUUGAAAUAAAAUAAAUUCAGUGUUGCGGACUUCAGUACACAGCUUUUCUUCCCAACUUGUCACAUGCUUAUGACAUGGUUUAAGUUAUCCAAGGUAAAAUUAUAAACAAAUGAGGGUUCGAGUUACCGAGGGUAAAAUUACAGUAAAUGUAUGAACAAAAUCCAGGGGAAAUUUACUUUGGUUCGAGAUAGAGAGGGUUUAAGUUAUCUAGAGUCAACUGUAUUUUGAGGAAAUCUUCAUGUACAUAGUUACCCUAUACCUCCAGUCCUUUUUUCCUCAUUCAGUUUGUUUAUUGGUGUAAUUGCUAACAGUUGUUUAGGUAAUUGUAAAGAAAGGCUGCCCCCAAAACACUGUCAGCUGACCAUUGGUUAUAGGUUAACAGUCAACAGUAUUUUUCACAGUCACAAUUUUUUAUACUCAAUUGUGUUUAUUGAUGUGGUGACAGCCUGUAGAGUCUUAUGUGGAGGAAGACAUUUCAGUGAAGAUGAAGAAACGGGCAUUUGCAGGAUAUGGAAUAGAACAUCAGCAGGUAACAUUUUUAUAUCAUACAUCUUGUUAGCCUGAUGAUAAGGCACUUGACUGUUGACCAGGAUACUUUUCCUCCACCCAGAUGUCCUUCUUUAGGCAGGGGCGUUCCGUGCACUAUUGGCCUAAUGCCUCUUACAUGUGUUUUAUUGGUCUGUCUUGUCAGCACCCAAAACAAUUCUUUGCAGGUAGACCCUGACAUCUGUGGCCUUGUUUAGUAUGAGGGGGCAUCUAUGAUCUGUUUCUCAUAAUAGUUGCCAUCAUUAUCAUCAUCACCAUCAUCAUCAUCAUCAUCCUCCAGCCUGUCCAAGGAUACUUUGCACUACAGUCUACAUUGCGCAGUUUAGGGUUCCUCAUGAGAAGUGAUGAGAUGACACCCUCCUCUAUUCUCAUGCAGGGUAUGAGCAAAAGAUGAUAUGUGCGCCUGAGCAUUUUUGUGACAUUGAUGAAAGAUUCCCAUAUAUUAUUCUCUCUCUUGUUUUGUGCUGUGUGCAGAAUAUUUUUGAAUGUACAAUAUUGUUUAUUAUUAUGCUUGUAACCAGCUGGGUAGCAAUUAUGUUCAAAAACAGUUUGACAAAGCCCCCCACAGAGUUUUAAACAUUUCCAUUUCCUUUUUAAAUAAUUUAUUGUGCAUACUAUUUCAUUUUGUAAUUUUCAGAUGCAAGACAUUGCGAAAAUAGUAGCUGAUGAUCCCAAACUAGUUAAAUUAUGGUCCUGGAUUUCUCGUAUCUUUUUUAUUUGUUGGUUUUAAAUGUUCUGCUCCUUUGGGUUAUGGAUAAUUAAAAUGAUCAGACUACAACUGUUCCAGUUUGUCUAAGAACACAUAUUCUGCUCAUUUUCUCUAACUAAGGAGACUUUUGCAACAACCUUGGCUGAUCAAGUUUAUCAAAAUCUUUUUAACACACCACAUAUCUUCACAUAGAUCACUAGUUUGUUUUCUUCACCAUACAGACUGGUAAAUGAUCCUGUGCUUAUUUUAAAAACCCAGGGUAACAGCCAUGAGAGAAUGAAUAUUAUUAUUAAUUUUAUUAUACAACCAUCACUGAAAAUACCAGGUCAGCUUUCUUGCACAUGAAAAUAACUUGUUAUCUUCACGCAUAAAAAGAUCACUUUUGCUAUGGUGACAUGAUAAGUCAUUCUUUUUGCAACCAAAAAAAAUAUGUAUCAAAGUGACUCAGAAAUGAUUUGGUAUUUCAUUUGGUGAUUAUGUAAUAAAAAGAACAUUCAUGACAUGGUUGAUUGGGGAUAUGAAAUUCCUUUCCUCGUUUUCAAAGGUGAACGAGUGGAAUAUUUUCUCUAAUCAACAUUUGAAAAUAAAAUUUUGUAUCGCUGCAUGGCCUUGCAAUAUCCUCUGUUAUUUCUAAAAAUACUACUUAUUAUAUUAUAAUAAAAAUUACAAAGACACGCUGGGGUUUUAUUAUUGAGUAGGAGGCCUGUUAAGUUACUUAAGUAAAUGUUUUACCCAGCCAUCGCCAGAAUGUGAAUCAACCUUAAUCAUGAAUCAGGUGUGAAGAAUUUAAGGGAGCAAGGUAUGUCACCAAGUUUUUUCUCUUUGUAUAUGGUCUUGAUCCUACCCAAGAUCAUCAUCAGUCAUUAGUCCCUCAUACCUUCAUUAAAACCAUGUAAGAUGCAUUGCUUGAUUUAAAAAAAUGGCAAAGGACUAUAUUUUGCAUCAGUAACUUAUAACAGUACCCAUUAGACUGACAAUGAAGUAGAUAAUCCCCUUAUUUUACCCCCUCUUCCCACCAGUGUCCCAUUUUAAAGGAAUUUAAAGCUACAUAAAACUACACAGAAAGGUGAGAAGUUGAAACAAGGAUUUGACGUCACACUAUACCUGGGAAUCAAAAUCAGAACUUGUCACACAGAAGGCCACCCACUAUCCAACAGUGCUAAUCCUUUGUCCUUAAAAUGAAUCAAAAUUAUGAUUUACUCAAUCACAUUAACAAAAUUUAUAGACCUAUCCAAUUUACUAAGAGACUUGGGAGUUUAUCAUUCUAUAACCUGAUAUGAAUGGAUGAUGCAUGGACCAAUUGCUGCACUGCACAAAGUUUUUGUCCCGUUGCUUUUUGUUGUUUAAGAAUCUAAUCAUCUUUUUUUCAGAAAAAACUAAAAGUAUUAAAUAUGAAGGCAUCAAGUCUAUUAUUGAAGGAGAAAACAGUGCUGGAGGUAAUUAAUUUUAUCGUUACAGUGUUUGAGAUCCCAGUAGGGGGCAGGGGGACUCGCCUAUCCAAAUGACAGGGUUGACAAAAACACCAAUGACUGCCACUGGAGUUCUUGUGGUACCUUUUAGGUGCCUUGGCAGAUCAUGAAUUUGUCACUCAGUUGAAUUAAGGGCUGUAACCCAUAACACUUGUUACAGCUGAGCUCACUUCACUUGAUGUUACAGGUGAUCGAAGAGGGAAGCUAAAGGCGACACUAUAAAGUUUUGGGGAAGGAUCAUGUUAUGGGUGAAUCUUUAUUUGCUACAGCUGCUCCAAAAAUUAAUGACAUCCCUGAUAGGGGUCUUUUAGAAAAGUUGCAAUGGGUCCCAGGUGCAAUUAAUCUUUAUUUCUAAGAGGUCAUCUUCAUAACCUAUUGUCCCCAUCACAGACAGAAAAUAAUACUUCCUGACGAUUUACAAUUACUCAAUUAAUGUUCCCUUUGUAGCUGUAUGUGCUAGGGUCAGAAAUGACUCAUAUCAAGAACAGCGUCUUGUAGCUCCUAUGUAUUUUAGCGAUGAGAGGUAAGAGAAAAAAAAAUGAUGCAUAUAAUGUGUAGACUGUGUCUUUGCAUGAUAUUAUUGAUGUGGUAAAUUCCAUACUGGUACAAAAUAGAAUGAUGCUGGAGUCAAACUGAUGCAAAAAUACAGUGGUGAGAGCUCUCACCUUCUACUGGGCAUUGACACCAUAAUGUAGGUUGAGUUUGUUGUUAGUUAUCUCGCUUGCUCCCUCCGAGAGUUUUUUCUCCAGGUUAUCCAGUUUUUUUCUCGCCCCAAAAACCAACACUACCAAAUUCCAAUUUGAUCUGGAAUGCACUGACACAUCAAAGCAAGCUCUUAACAACUCCUAAGUGUUUCAUGGAUAAAUAAAUAAAUUACAGUAUAUUUACGAUUUUUCACAAAACAAAUUGCAAUUUUUUUAACAACCAUGACCACACCCAGUGUAGAGGGCAUUAGAAGUAAAGGAAUGAAACAGACAAUUUCUGGUACAGCUUUCAAGGGACAUAUCAGCCUCAAGUUUAUACCAUUCCAAUGGGCUGAUGAACUGUCUCUCCUUACAUACAAAAAGAUGACUCUCCUUUUGGACUUACGGUAAUUUUUUUUACAAAAUUACUCACCUACAUUAUUGCAGCAUUUUGUGAAGGUUAUGAAUAUCACACUACUUUUAUCAUCCAUAGAAAGCUGGCUCUUUCUCUCUGUGGAUGGGACUUCAAAAGUGCUGGAAAACCUUUGUCAGAAUUCCUUGAAGAGUAAGUACUAAGUGAAAGAUGUCUUUCAUAACCUGAGGGUAAUCACUGGAGAAAAGCUAAAAAAGGAAGAAGAGAAUGGGGAAAAAUCACUUUGCUUUGGUUUGAACUGGGUAGCAAAGAAACAUGAAGGAUGCACAUCUUUGCUACUAAGCCACAAAACCUGCAUACUAAAUUAUGUUGAAUGUUUUCUGCUUAAUGAAACCGACUAAACUUGACCCACCUUUGAAAAAGAAACAUCUGCUUUUAAGCUAUUUGAAAUUCAAGCGUGUUUGCACAAACCUAUGAUGUACUCCUGGAAACAAACAUUGGUGAUUGGACAUCUAUGUUGAUAGGUGUUGACUGAUAUUGACUGGUAAUGUUACAGUGCACCUGCAUGACAUAUAUAGGGGCAUUCCACUCAUUAAGAUUUUGAAUGUAUUGUAUCAUUUCUACCAUCAGACUUCAGACUAGUGGACAGCAAGAGAGAGCUGCUGCUGUUGCACUUUUCAACAACAAGAUCCGUGACGCAAUCAAAAUACUAAGCUCAGAUAGGUUGAGAGAUAACAGCAUGGGAGGUACAGGUAAGAAGGAUACAUUUAACCCUUUAAGCCCCAAUAUCCACAUACAAAUUCUCCAAACUGAUCUCCAUACAUUUCCUUAAAGAAUGAGGUGAGAGAAUUUGAUAAAAGAUCAAAGCAUUUUCCCUGAGGUGAUCUCAUAAUGUAUCGAUAUUGGGAGGAGAAAAUUGAUGUUGGUCACUCUUGGGAAUUAUAAAGAGUUAACAAUAAAUUAUUGAAUGGCGCUGAGUAUGAUGUCAAGAAUUUUUCAGGACAGCUGCGGUGGAUAACAGCCUCUGAGAUCUGCAUAAUUCUUCACAUACUUAGCCCCCUUCAUAAAUAUUGUUUUAUUACACAAUCAAACUAUUGCUCUUAACAAGCUUUGUAAUUCCUCAAAGACUUUCUUCAAAUCAUUUACCUAUUUCUCAGCACAGCUUCAAGAUAUAAACAGCUGUUGUUUCUUGCAGAUACUCUUAAGAAGGUUUAUAACAUCCAUCAAGAAAUAUGUUUUGCAUAUUCUUACAUUUCUUCCAUUCAGUUUUAGUAAAAAAUUCAGCUAUUUUGUCAAGUCCGAUAGCUGUGAAUGCCGUUUUUGUUCGUUCAUGCGGGAUUAAACGGCUAUCGUGCUGUGCUUGGAAAUAGGUAAUUAGGCAAUAAUACCAUUGGAUUGAUGGUAUACUGAAGCCUAAUCAUUGCCCAGCAAAAGAAGGAAGAAACAGGUUAAAAAUAGUAAAAGGAGAGGGUAUGAGAGAAAGGAAAACGUGAAAGUCAAGAUCACUGACAAAUUUAAAUACACGGUACAUUCAAACAUCACCAAACCCAAAAGUGAAGAAAAGUGAAAUUCUCACUAAGGAUAAAAUUAAACCAGAAUUCACAACUCAGAGAAACAUAUCCAUACUCUUAAUGGAAUCUUGCUCUAGGGAAUCUUAAAAGGUAAUCCAAGAUUGUUUCUUCCGUCAAAAUUGUUUACAAUCAUUAUGUUGAAUCCCCCUGAAGAUGCAGAUCAAGGUACAGAAUUUAGACUCCGAUACACCAACACAGACAUUCUACACAUAACAAAAAACAACAGUCUCAGAAAUGUGAGAGGCGCCAGGAUUUAAAAUAUAUUGGUCAUGUUUGCUGUUGUCAAAACUCUAUGCUGACAAAGAAGAUGUUGUUUGUGAAAUUGAAGUGUCCAUACCAACGGCACCCUUGGAUAAAUAUCGCUAAACUAUUAAAUGUCUGUAUUUAGCAGUCAAAGUUGUCUAAGCGAGAUAAAAGUUGUUUCGCUGCAUUGAUCAUAGUCGCCAAAUGCAUGCAACUCCAUGGUAACAUUAUUACUGACUGGAGGAUUUAAUUGUACUAAUACAAAAUAAAGUUUCCUGCUGAAUGACUUGUAUGGCAAGAUGGCUUGAUAUUGGCUAAGUUACUGUUUUGGGCCAACAUGCAGCCAUUUUGACCAAACAAGCCUGGUCAGUAAAGAAUUUGUUAUCAUUUGUGGCAAAAAGAAAUUUUUUUUCUCUAAGCAGGUGGUCCUGAUUGGGUAAAAUAGGCUUACAGAGCCAGCUAUGAUUCAAUGACAUCAUUCUUCAUCUGUUGUUCUAUCUUACAGGUACAUGUACGCUAAAUGUGGUUGCCAUGGCAUUGUCAGGUUAUACAGAAGAGAAAAAGACCCUAUGGAGGGACAUGUGCAGGAGUCUUUGUGGCCAGGUCAGCUGAUGCCGCACUACCAUCAAAACUCAAAAUAAUUCUCUUUUGCUCAUGUUAUUGGAUGCAGUACUCUAGGACUGCAUGUUUUAUAGUGUCCUUUAUAGUGACAGUUUGCUGUGAGAUGGUGUGAUGAGAAUUUCCUUAGAAAGUAUUGUACUCUGGAGGCUGAAUAGUCAACUUUGAUUGAUGUGCAACAAAAGCGCAAAAAUACAAUCAAUGUGGCGGUUAAAGGACGCUAUUGUCUUGGCACUGUAUCUAUUUAGUGCUGAAAGAUGCUGCUUGAGUUAGAAUAUGGUGAUGAUGUUGUGAUGUACAGCUGUUAUUGUGUCAAAAUUAAUGGUUUGUAGUUAGAACCUCUAGUAUUUGGUGGUGGGAAGGGUGGGGAGGGAGGUUAGAACUGCUGUCUGCACUAUUGUGGUUUGUAAUACCUUUGAACCUCCCAUAAUCAAGCCACCACCCAAAAUGCAAAGAGUUAAUGGUUACUUACGGGAGGUAGUUGCUUACGAGAGUCGCACUGCAUGGGCAAGGUUGUUUAAGAUGAGAAGUCUGGACACAUCUUCUUUUGAGAGAGAUUGUAUUGCAUACGAUAUUUAGGUUACAAUAUAUUAAAAUAUGUAUAUACAUAUUGUUUCUAAAUGUUCUUCUCAUACUCUGAGUAGCUAGGAACAUACAGCAAACACAAAGAUUAGACCACUGUAUUAGGUUGUCGCUUAGAACAGGGCUCGAAGUUAUCUUUUUAGUGCACUUGCAAAGUUUUGCUAGGAAGAUUUUUUUCGACUAGCAAACUGGUGAGACCACAAGCAAUUUAUUUCCCUUUGUUUGGGAGACAUGGAUAAUUCUAACUCGCAAUCGUUUGCUAGUGGAUAUUUUUCUUACUCGCAGAUUAUCAAAAUCACUCGCAUUUUGCGAGUUUGCGAGCGUUGAUUUCGAGCCCUGUUAGAAGAGGUUAAAAACAAUGGAAAAUUCUAAAACUGCAUGUUAUCCUAAAAUAUUGGUCACCAGUUGCUUACAAGAGGUGACCUUGUAUGAGAGGUUCCAACUUGAAGGCUUUGACUUGGAAUAUUUUGGUGUUUUGGAUGUUAAGUAGACGCUUAGGAGAGUUUGCACAUGUACAGUGUCCUUGUGAUGAGAGUUGACUGUUGUAACCUCAACAAAAAUGUACUGCACUUUCUCUACAGAUGGAAAAUCCUUACCUAAGGGCAGCAUUUUCAUUUCUGACUGCAGAAGCUGAUCACUUUGAUGGUAUUUUGGUGAGUUGAAUUCAACAUAAGUUAAGCAUUGCCAACUCUGCGUUACAGAGGUUUUAAGUAAAGCCUAAUCUCGAUAUGAUGUCAGUAUUGCUGUGAUCACUAGGAAAGGAUCGCCGAUUAAAAGAUCCAGCAAUUACUGAUUAGUAACAACACUUUGAUGGUCGCACCGAUGGCAAACUUAAAUCUGUAAAUUAAUGUCAGUUUCCAUGUAAUCAGAGCUAGAUAGUCAAAACAGUCAGUGGUUUGAGACAGUUCUAUUUACAUAGCUAAAGGAGUUGAAAUCCAUUGCCUCUGUAGAGUCAGCUAGCUGCCUUCUAAAGAUACCAUUGUGUAUUAAAUCAGGCCUCACGUUCCUUUAUUUCUGCCCACAGAUAUAAGUAGGCGAACAUGUUUGCCAUUUACCAGUAGUGUCAAAAAGCUGACCAUGAUUUCUUGUAUGCGGUCAUUGUUUGUGGUCAUCUUUGUUUUACUCAGUUGCUAGCUGUUUUUCCCAUUUUCACCUGUAUUUAUGGCAAAUGGUGUCUGUUAGUUAAGCUGUCUUUUGUUUUUUCUUUAAGGCUGAAGAGGGAAUAGAGAUAGAAGACAGGGUUGCCUUUGCAUGUAAAUACCUCCCUGAGAAAAAGGUAUGCUGUUUUAAGACCCACAUUUCCAUACUGUAAAUCCUCUGUUAGGCUCCUGGGGGGCUUAUUUAUUUCAAGCCCAUUUUGGCUUGUUUGACGGGGGGUGCUUAUUUAAUUUAGAAAAGACGAUAGUAUGAGCUCUCCUUAAAGAACUAGAAUACAAAGUGGAAAAGCUCAAGUACAAGAAGGUUGGAUGUCAUGCAGCCGAGGAUCAGAAUCAAAUCCGAACUUCCAGUCAGUAAAUAAACCAUCCUGGAUCAGUCCACACGAAGUUUUACAGUUGUGAUGGAUUAUUACAGUCUAUCAUUUUUUAGUGAAGAAUAAUGAGGAGGGGAGGGGGGCUUAUUGACUUUCUUCCCCUGAAAAGAGGGGGGGAGAACUUAUUUGAGACGGGGGGCUUCAUACAGUAUCUACAUAUUCUCCAGCGUGAUCUCCAACAUUUCAGCAAAGCAUAGAUCAAUUAAAAGCAUUUUUCGUUGUAGCCUUUAGUGACCAGUUUAUUAAUUCUCCUAAUCUUUCUCUUGAUAAUGCAUAGAUAUUUGUUAGGAGAAAAUUGAUGUCGGUCACUCUUGGGACUUUAAGGGCUAAAACUAUUCCACAACAUGAAGGGAAAAUAAUGUUUCUUGUGCUUUGUUUUCAACGUGACGAUCAGACACAAGUUAAGUUUUUCCAGUGUUAAUGUUUUUUUCUUCAGUUAUCUCAGUUCCUUGAGAACUUGUCUAUAAGAAUGAGCAAUGCUGGUGAUUUAGAUGGCAUUCUCUUAACAGGUACGUAGGUGAAAUCAGUGUAGAAUUUUUUAUUAUUGUGAUAAUAUCAAUCAUUUGUCUUCUAUGUGCCCUAGAAAAUGAAAAAUAAAACUAGUACACAAUGAACAGUGUUUUUGCAUUUUUCUUGUGUUUUAGGAAUCUCCUUGGAUGGAAUAAAUUUGUUGGAAAAAUAUGUAAAUAAGGUGAAUUGUUUUGUUGUUGUUGUUUUGCCCAGGAGCAACCAGUAGAUCAUGAAUUUGCAAGAUUAAUCCAACACAGAUGCAGAAAACCUACAAGUAAAAAACUUUUUCGGUGAUUGUGUAAAUUAUAAGUGGUCAAGCUUUCCACAUCCCUGUUGCAUUUCUUGCCAAUUUAAAGAAGAUGUAUCAUUAGAUGCAGUCUAAUGUGAUCACAGGAGCACAAGUUAAUAAUCUGUUAAGUAAUCCUUUCACAGUCAAUCAAUUGAGGUUACUGGUUAAAUGACCACCUACUCUUCCCCUAAGUCACAAUUUUGCCCUAAGUGAGAAGAAAGUGUUAAUGUUGAUUUAGGGGAGGGGUGGGUGGUCAUUUACAACCUCAAUUGAUCCCCUUUCACUGCCUACAGUGGCCAAACCAAAAAAAGUUAGAAAUUCCCUUCUGCAAAAAUCCUAGGAAAUAAAAUAGUACUGUGUAAAAGUUCUGCCAAAAAGGUUUUAAAUGAAUGGUAACACCACAUGAUUUAAAAAGCAGAUAAAAUAAAAAUGCUGUAAUUUUAGUAAUUAAUGAGAAUGAUUGAGAAGGUAAAAAAAAUCAUAAAUUGAUUUCAAAUGUAUUGAUUUUGCAGACAACUGAUGUCCAGACAGCAAGUUUAGUUAUUGUUAAUUGUGUUCCUCACAUACCUAGUGAAGUGUCAAAAGAUGCCAGAGUAUUAUCUUGGAUUGAAAAGUAAGUGUAUUACUAUUCAACCAUGUUCCUGAUGUUAUUACCUUUGAUCUCUGAGUCAGUGUCAAGUGCUUGUAAAAUGGGGAGAGUACAAAAACUGCAGACUGUAUUGCUUCUUUGAUUUAAGCAGUAUGAAGUGAAUAGGAAGCUGCAUGUAAUCUUAGUAAUAAUAAAAAUUUAAUCUUUUUAGUUAUAGAAAUUUACUAGAUAUGUGGAGACUUUGGCAUCAAAGGUAUGAUUAUCUUUAUGAUUCUUUUCUUUCAAUAAACGAAAGACCUGCCUGAUUCAGAUUGUAGAAAUAGUAUUCAUUCUUAAUUUAAUCUGUCUCCAACUCCAUAUCAUUUGAAGCAAAUUUUUCUUUCUUUUCAUUGGCUGAGAGCCCACCACGUGACCUGCAAAUAACUGCCUACAAAUAAUGGUCUGCUCAUGUGCAAUGCCGUCCAACUGUGUUUGGCUGCAAAUAAUAUUCUGCUCAUGUGUAAAGGAAACUGUGCUUUUCUCCUUCUUGUGAUUGCUUUUGCGUGAAAAUGGCAGAUUGCUUCGCUUCCCGAGGAUAUUCAUUAAAAAAACAAACUUGUUGAUCAAAUGAUAAAACAAUUAUUGAACUCGGUUAUCGCAAAAUAUAAUGAGUUGUCAGUGUCUCACAGAUCAAUUAUUUGCCUCGGCCUUCGGCUUCAAAUUAUUGAUCUGUUCGCCACGGACAAAUCACGAUAUUUUGCUCAACCUCGUCCAAUUAUAAUUGUUAACUAUUUUUUACCAUCAGGUCAUUAUUUGAUAUUCACCGUAACCUGAAGGAUUCCACACAGAAACCUCCCCAACAAGUGUUUGUGUCAUGUAACUUUUGUGGAAAUAACAUCCUCACUAACAUAUUGUCAACAGGUUAGUGACUUACAUCUCCAUUAUGUUCAUCUCAGGUCAUUCAACAUCCGUAGGUAUUUUAUUUAGCGUUGAGUUUCAAAAUGUUUGAAACUCACAUCAGGAUUAGCACAGUCGAUAGCUAGAUCACUUGACUGCAGAGUGGGAGGUUGCAUGGGGCAGCACCAAUGCUCAAGUACUGCCUUUGCCCUUGGCUAGACCUUCAUGUGGCUCGGAUGACCAUGUAAAAUGGCAGUCCUGUCUCCAUUACGAGAUGUAAAAAUAGUGUCCCUGAUUAGUACUUUCGUGCUAAAUACAUUGACACUCAACUAAAAUGCAUUUUUUUUUAAAUUUCAUACUGGGAUUUCCAGGAAAAAAUUCAAACCCAAGAGAAAUCUUCCAAGAAUGAACAUAGGGCUAUGGAUGUUCUCUAGAAAAAAGAUAAUUUUUAUGACAAUCCCAAUGCUACCCUUUAUAGUGAAUGGUUGGAAAAGGGAGAGGGUAUGAGUAAAGGUAACUAAAAGCACUUGCAAUAAUAAUGUCUUACUGAAUGGUGCAUUAAACAUGAGAAGUGAAAUAUAGCAGCAAUAAUUUUGACUAUGAAUUAAAAUUAUAUUGCGGUGCCACUAGUUAACACUGUCUUGCAAUUGAAGAGUGCAGCAAAAUUCUCAUUAACGUUGCAAGUGUAAGCUGGUAAACUAAACAACAAAAAACAAACUCUUAACUUUGUCUUGUAACAAGAGAGGAUAAAUAAAUAUUGAUGUUUUUAACAAAGUUGUUUUCAAAAUUAAUUUUGCAGCCUCAAGACCUAGAAAAUUUGCUCAAUAUUCCAACCCAUCAAACAGAACAAAGGUAUUGAUUCUGCAGUGAAUAAUUUAAUAGAGAGGGAGGCUAUUGUGUGUCAAGCACUGCUUUGAUAAAAAAAUACCUUUGUUAUAGCACAGCCUUACGAAUGACAUCAGAGUGACUGAUCUGCAAUAUUUGUCUGACCCUUAUAAAGACAAAUGUUGGUAAGACCAACAUGACGUUUCAAUAACAGAAGUCCAACAAAAGUGAGGAAUUCCCUAGUUUUCAUUUCAGUCAAUUUUGUUUGUCUGAGUUUCGGGUCUAUAAACAGUAACUGUGCACCUGUAAGUCUGUUUAGUGCACCAUUUAAAGCAUUUUUCUUUGUAUUUUCCUUUGACCUGUCUUCUCCUAGUAAGAAAAUAGGUGCAAGAGAAUCUAAGGUCUACAGCUAUUAAACUGUUAAUCACUCAUAGGUUUUCCAAUAGGUUGUUUCUCUGUUUUGUUGUUGACUUUAAACUUUUUUUGCAGAUCAUGGCCUGUCCUGCUUGCAGGAAACCUCUUCCAAGAUGUGCACUCUGUCUUGUUCAUAUGGGGACAUCAUCGUCACUUUCACAGAAGCCAGCAAUUCAAGGUAAGAUAAGUUCUGAUCUGAAGCUCUGACUCUAAUUCCUUUGUGUUUUAUACUGUAUCAUGUCCUCCACUCGGUUCUCAGAACAUACAUUUCUCUGGCACUGAUGAAGAGAAUUUGGUCCAAAAUAAACUUAUGUUUGUUUUUAUAUCAUCACAAAACACUCUCCUAAACAAUGAGGGAGCACUGUGUAAUGAUACAAGAAGUGGCUUGAUGGGAGGCUAGCAUCACCUUUGUCACAGUGUAUUAAGACAAGAAUGUGGAUUUCAAUUAAUUUUACUCUACAAAUGUUGACAGUAUGUACAUGCCAUAUUGGGGAUGCUCCCAAUAAUGAAAGACAGCUAUAUACUGAGAUAAACGGAAAAAAAUAGAUAAAUCAUCACUAAUUAAAGCAUGGCGGAUGAUUUUCUCUCAAAAGAGAAUGCAAGUUUCUUUAAGAUGUGUUUCCUCAUGUCAAUGAUUUACAGAUCCAAAUGCAGAGAAGCCAUCAAAUGUACGCAGUGUGAAUCCUUUCAACAACUGGUUCACUUGGUGUCAAUCAUGUCGUCAUGGUGGACAUUCUAAUCAUGUUGUCGACUGGUUUAAGUAAGUGGUUUCUGCAGUUUUAUCUGCAAUCCAGACAAAUCAUUGACUUAAAUACACUUACCGGUACAUCUAGAAACUAAAAACGACUUUUUACUUGCUAGAUGAUUUUUUUUUCAAAGGGAAAACAAAUUUGUUACAUUUUAGUCCAAACUUUAAACCUUGUCAUCCUUGAGUCACCUUUCUGUAAAUAUAAAUUUGAUACAAGACCCCAAUGUAAUGAAUGGAGUGAUUGAUAUUAUGGGCCAUAGUUAUGCUAUGCUCGAUGCCUGCUUCUCAUAUUGGACCAUCAGGAUGUUACCACUAGAUGCUACUUUUACUUGAUUCUAUUUGUUUUUUAAUACAUUCAAAACAAAAUUAGGGCAUUUUCAGAAUUUUGUUCUUGGCUACUAUUAGGGGUCAAGAUGUCAAAAACUUUUCCUGGCUAAUUUUAUAACAUUAUUUGGACACAAACGAGAAUGUGUAUUUUUUAUCGGAUAUUAAUACUGUUCAUUUGUUUACAGGGAGCAUACAGAAUGUCCUGUGACAGGAUGUAGCUGUCACUGUAUGAACUUAGACUCUGUUGCCAUGGCAAUGCCAAACAGUGAUGUCCUUGCAUCAGCAUGACAUAGGGAAUUUAACAAAUUACUAUUAUAAUAUUGCAAUAGAAACUGAUUUUAGCUUCAGCUGAUAGACCAUCAUCUUAACAGACCUUUUUAUUUGAUGUUUUCUCAUUGUUUGCCUGAAAACUGAGGACAUUGGUGUUGCAUUCACACCGAUACUGGCACAUAAUGUCUGAUUAAAAAAUUUCUCAUGUCUGACAAAAUUCUACCAGUGGUCAGAUGAUGACCAGUACAGAUCAAAACCGAAGCCUACCUUAUUCUCACUUAAUUUUGCAAAAUCUAAUACUCACAAAGAUUAAAAUCGCAAAACUUAAUAACCAGACAUAUAUGUGUGAGCUGCAAAAUGAAGCUUCCUGCAGAGCAACGUGGUAGUAUAAUGUGGACAGAAGAAGAAACUCCAUAUCAUGUCUGACAGAACAUUACAUGAAGAACAAAUUUUAUCAGAGUGAAAGUGAGAGUGUAAAUAUUUAGUUUGACUGUUGAAAACCUUAUGCAGCCUUUGUUGUUUGUAAUUGUCUUUGUUUGCUGUUGUUUACGAUAAUCUGUUGCUGCUGUUCUGAGUUCAAAGUUACUUUUACAUAUUAAAGAAUAGAAAAAUUGCGAAAUUUAACAGACUCCAGUUCUAGCUUUCCCUAGAAAUUGCGAAGUUAAAUACUCGCAAAAUAUGGCUCAUGAUUUUUAUUGAAAUUCAAUUCUCGUGAAAUUAAGUGAGAAUAAGGUAUCACUUUCUAGCUGAGUAAGAUUUGCAUGGUGGUUAAAAGAACUAAAAGUCAUCCUAAUGUACAUGUAUGUCUGACAACAUUAAUCUGGUAUGUGGCCUGGUUGGGCUAUUGCGGAGCUCAUAACUGGACUUAGAAUAUUGGAAAUACAUUUACUUGAAACUUAGUUUCAUUAAGGAAAAUGAAAUGGAAAUUAAAUAUUGCAGAAAGUAGAACUGCUUUUUUAAAAAGGCUUAUUUUAGACGAUCGAGACUUAGAUAGGCUGUGAAUACAGCUAUCUCGUAUUAGUAAAAUCCCACUGGUGGUCUAUUAUCAAUGCUGCGUUCUGAUUGAUUGAGCUACUACUAGGCUACCGGCAUAUGUUAAAGCCUACUAGUAGCGAAAAGCGCGGGCUUUUUGGCUGCAAAAAAGGAUUAAAGUCUAGCUUUAACUAGCUAAAAGUUUUUUAUUCUCGAUAUUUUUGACCAACUGGUUGGAUUUUACUAAAACAAUUAUUCCUCUCGCCCUCAUGGCCUCUGAGUCAAUAGCUUUCGGCCUCAUGGGCUAUUGACUCAGAGCUCAUUUGGGCUCGAGGAAUAAUUGUUAAUUAUUGUCUGCCUUUGCUAAUCUUGCAAAACAUGAGCAGUGGAGAGAGGUGGCUUUGUAGGUUAGGAUUGACCUAGUCCUCCAAAGAAACAUUUGCUCUGACAGUUUGUUUGGUUAUAUACAGGAAAUACCUAGAAUGCUUACUAUUUUGCUUUACACAAACCACCCAGCUGGAAAUCUGGUGCAUAAACAGAAAACUAUAGUAUUUGAGAUGGUAGGAGAAUAACCCGCUAUUAUCCAAGUCAGCUGAACAGAUUAAAAAGAGUAGAAAAAUAGCAUUGCCUGCAAUCACAGCCCAUAUUUUCUGAAUAGAAUAGCACGAACCAUAGCACGAAGAAUAGAAUAGCACGAACCAUUUGAUGUUGAACUGGAAUUUCUGUAGCCUGUGAAUACAGCCCUUUCUCCUUGCUGCUAGGGACAUUUUGCUAGGAGGAAUGUCUGUGCCUCAGCAACAGGAAUUCCAUACUGGUGAUGUAAAAUCUGUCCGGAAUCUGGUCAGGAACUCUGAUUGGUCGACACAGUGGUUAUAUUUUUUACGUACUGUUUACGAAUGACAGACAAAAGGCCACAAACGUCACAUGUAAAUGGGGUCAUAAAUGUGAUGAAUCUACUACAACACAGCCAAUAUUCCUGGAAUAUUUUCUUGUUGAGAGAAAGCAUUUGAGUUUUGCUACAGCUCGUUCGCAGUGCAGCACAAAACUUUACCAUAAUCAACCAGGAGAAACAUAAAAUCAAACAAUUAAUUUACAUUUGGAACCCCAUGACUACCAGAUAUGUUAUGCAGACAUUGAUUUACACCAUCAGUACGGAAUUUCUGUGGAUGAGGUGCAGAUGUUCCUCCUGGCAAAACGCAUCCCUAGCAGCAAGGAGAAACGGCUGUAUUCACAGGCUAGAAUUUCCGUUUUUCCCAUGUUUCCCACGCAGCUGUUCUUUGUGUCAUCAUGCAGUUAACCUUAAUAGGGAGAGGGCAUGAUCUCAGGCUAUCAUGCAAUGCCCUUGGAGAUCAAUGCGGAGGAUCAUUGCCAGACAACACAAAGGACAGCUAACUAACUGUAUCUCCCCAACAUUUGGGGGUUAUUGUUUUGAAAACGGUUGAGUGUCAUGACCCCCUGCUCACUUGGAUUUCAGCGACCUGUCAGCUUUCUAACCAAAAUGACACAACAAUAAGCAAAAAGAAUUUUUUUUUUAAAUAAAAAAACAAUAUUGAA
Porites lobata is the source of this 32033-nucleotide messenger RNA. Lineage: Eukaryota; Metazoa; Cnidaria; Anthozoa; Scleractinia; Poritidae. The record is from the annotation of a GenBank genome assembly.